AGCUUCUCUCCUCUUCUCUUUCUUUCACUCUGCCGUCUACACUUCUUUUCUCCUCCCCUCCCCCUGCCUCGGCCCGCAGUGUUUGCUCUUCUCCCGGAUGCGGAUGAAAGGGUUGGCCUGCCCGUGCCCUGCUCUACCCAAGUUCUUGGAACUGGGGACCUGCUUAAUGGCUGAGGGUUCCGGGACUCAGGCGCCAGGUCAAGGGCCUCCUAUAAACAUCCAGUUUCUUCGUGCCCAGUAUGAAGGUCUGAGGAGACAGCAGAGGACCCAGGCCCACCUAAUGGUGUUCCCUAAAGAGGGGACCAUGCCUACUCCUGCUGAAUCAAUGACCAGUGCUGUUUGGAUUAACAAGGAGAGAAGGAGCUCAUUGUCACCAGAGGAGACAGACUCCGAGGCUGAGUGGAUGCCAGAGGAAGCAGACAGAAGUUGCCACCAGACUUCUGAAACUCCAUGGCACACGUACUUAGAGCUGCAUCGCUUGGUUCAAACCUUCCACCUGGAGGCCGAAGGUCACCAAGGGAACCCCAAGGGAUACCUUGUGGAGCCAGAACCAAGGUUCUCACCCAAGGGAGACACUGACGUUUUGAAAAACAAUCAGAAGACACAGCAGGAAAUCAAAAUCCCAGAGGUAGCCCAGUGUCAAAGUCAGGAGGGCUGUGCCCCACCCCAGGUAGCAGGCUCUAGAGCUCAGAAUCUUUCUUCCACAAAGAACUCAAGGUCUGGAAAACCAGCUUACUAUCCAUUUCCCCAGAGGAAACCACCCAGGAUCUCCCAAGCUGCCCGGAACCUGGGCUUAUAUGGCCCACCCUGAAACUUCCCACUAAACCAGCUAUGUCAUCUGUGUGGCCACUAACGCGGAACCAUGCAAAGCCACAACCAGAGCCCUGUACAAUGAGCAACAGUUGGACCACCUCAGUUUUGGAAUCAUGGGAAGUGAGCUUCUUAAUGGACACAUGUUUAUUUUCCUUCUAAACUCAAGAGAUUGCCCAAGUCAGACUGAGUACCGUUAGGAUGAAAGUGCUCUCUUAAACACCAGCCCAAUGUUAAUCGUUCGCUAAGUAACCCUAAUGUGCCUCUGUGGCUGGGACCAGUGCAACCCUUGGUCCUAGAAGUGAAGCAGGACCUUUAGCCAGUGGGAUAUCUUCACAGUGUCUGGGAGUGGGAGUCAAGGGUUAUAGGAACUCCCCUCCCCUUCCCCAAUCCUUUCUGAUCUCUGAGAACUUAGCCCCUUUCUUUCUGGUUCCUCUGUCUGGGGACUUAGAGACAAUCCAGUUAGUGGUGCUCACAUCUUUCCAUCUUGAGCCUCCCAGACUGUGGUUAGCCUGGAUAAGGAGGGCGAGAGAGCCCCACAAUACCAUUCUGUGGGUGUAAGGAGUCCCUGGGAAAGGAUGGUUUCUUUUACCUGUCAUUACAAACCUGUUUCCUGUCAGCCGAUCCUUCUAAAUGUUUUCUUUUCACUG
Mus pahari (shrew mouse) is the source of this 1460-nucleotide messenger RNA. It is a transcript of the gene C6H9orf152, whose product is annotated as chromosome 6 C9orf152 homolog. Bases 98 to 811 code for a protein of 237 amino acids. Lineage: Eukaryota; Metazoa; Chordata; Mammalia; Rodentia; Muridae. The transcript is spliced from 2 exons. The record is from RefSeq and is a predicted model, not a curated record.